Danaus plexippus (monarch butterfly) is the source of this 5167-nucleotide messenger RNA. RefSeq names its product calcium-activated potassium channel slowpoke (gene slo). Gene Ontology annotation, cellular component: postsynaptic membrane. Gene Ontology annotation, molecular function: large conductance calcium-activated potassium channel activity. The record is from RefSeq and is a predicted model, not a curated record. NCBI's taxonomy places the organism in Eukaryota, Metazoa, Arthropoda, Insecta, Lepidoptera, Nymphalidae. Gene Ontology annotation, biological process: transmembrane transport; potassium ion transport.
UCGAACAGUGUUACGACAACAAAAAACCUCUGCGGACGUAGUCUGCUCGAGUCCGUGAAAUCGAAAUGACUGUUGCGACGAGAUUUUAAACGUGACAGUUGAAAUCAAUUCAGUUGUGAGGAACCGACCCUCGUCUUAGAAAAUAUAACCGGGGAAUUCAUCGAGCUGUUAAACUACAUAAUCAUCUUCAUAAAAUAUAAGGAUUUUCCCAGCCAAACCUGUGGGCUCUCGGGGCCGAAAAAAAUAUCAACUGCAGGUGGGUAAAUCUAGAACCGUGGCAUACGAGACAGUUUGGGGCUUUCGGGUCAUCGAGGGUGGACGGGGCAGUAACGUGACGAUUCGAGCAGAGAAGAGAAGAGAAGGUCGCAGUUCGCGGGUCAGCAUGUUCGGACGGUAGCGGGCGCGCAGGCGCGGAUCGAUCCCGCGGCAUCGAACGGCGCGGCCACUCGGCACUCGGCCUAGCAGCUCGGCGUCCAGUCGCGCGCGGGCCGUGCGAGCGCGCGCGUCUCUGCACGUGCAUGGCGCGCCUGUCUGGAUGCCUCGCGCCCUCGGGGAAUGGCUUCGUCCGAGGAAGAGGCGACAACCGCGCCGACCUCUGAAGAUGGAUUGCCAGACUGUCUCAGUGUACGAAAAUGGUGGUGCUUCCUGCUUUCGUCGAUCAUCACGUUCUUGGCGGGGCUUCUGGUGGUGCUGCUAUGGCGGCUCUGCGCGUUCGUCUGUUGCCGCAAGGAGCCCGAGCUGGCGCCGAACGACCCCAAGCAGAAGGAGCAGAAAGCGGCGCGACAGGGCAAACAGGAGUUCGAGGGCACCUUCAUGACCGAGGCCAAGGAUUGGGCCGGCGAACUCAUCUCUGGCCAGACCACCACCGGACGAAUUCUGGUAGUGUUGGUGUUCAUUCUGAGUAUAGCAUCGCUCAUCAUCUACUUCAUCGACGCGUCCAGUGAGGAGGUUGAGCGAUGCCAGAAAUGGAGUGACAAUAUUACUCAGCAAAUCGACCUUGCCUUUAACAUAUUUUUUAUGGUCUACUUUUUUAUACGAUUUAUAGCAGCUAGUGACAAACUAUGGUUCAUGCUCGAGAUGUAUUCAUUUGUUGAUUAUUUCACGAUACCCCCAUCCUUUGUAUCGAUAUACCUGGACAGAACGUGGAUAGGGCUAAGGUUUCUCCGAGCUCUGCGCUUAAUGACCGUGCCUGAUAUUUUGCAGUACCUCAAUAUAUUAAAGACAUCGAGCUCAAUUCGUUUGGCGCAAUUAGUUUCUAUAUUUAUAUCGGUAUGGCUUACAGCAGCCGGAAUUAUUCAUUUAUUGGAAAAUUGGGAUCCGAUGGAUUUUGAUAAUGCGCAAUCAUUAUCAUAUUGGACAUGCGUAUAUUUUCUUAUAGUGACCAUGUCCACCGUAGGUUAUGGUGAUGUGUUCUGUCAUACAGUGCUGGGCAGAACAUUUUUGGUUUUUUUUCUGCUCGUCGGCUUGGCUGUGUUCGCCAGCUGGAUCCCCGAGAUCACGGAGCUGGCGGCGCAGCGGAACAAAUACGGCGGCCGGUACAACAAGGACGUCCGCCGCAGGCAUAUAGUCGUAUGUGGACAUAUAACAUAUGAAUCAGUCAGUCAUUUCUUAAAAGACUUUCUACACGAAGACCGAGAGGAUGUGGAUGUUGAGGUUGUUUUUUUACACAGGAAACCGCCCGACCUGGAGCUCGAAGGCCUGUUCAAGAGACACUUUACCACUGUGGAAUUCUUUCAAGGCACCAUUAUGAAUCCAAUCGACCUACAAAGGGUAAAAGUGCACGAAGCAGAUGCGUGUUUGGUGCUCGCUAACAAGUACUGUCAGGACCCGGACGCCGAAGAUGCCGCGAACAUCAUGAGAGUCAUAUCUAUCAAGAACUACUCAGACGACAUCAGAGUUAUAAUUCAGUUGAUGCAAUACCAUAAUAAGGCCUAUCUUCUCAACAUUCCUUCGUGGGACUGGAAGCAAGGAGACGACGUAAUUUGCUUAGCAGAAUUGAAAUUGGGGUUUAUCGCUCAGAGCUGUCUCGCACCGGGAUUCUCUACAAUGAUGGCGAAUCUAUUCGCUAUGAGAAGCUUCAAAACGUCACCGGACACCCAGGCCUGGCAGAACGACUACCUGCAGGGUACCGGAUGCGAGAUGUACACCGAGUCUCUGUCCACUUCCUUCACUGGAAUGAGUUUUCCUCAAGCCAGCGAGUUGUGUUUCACAAAAUUAAAACUUCUUCUACUGGCGAUCGAGAUCAAAGGAGAGGAAGGUGCUGACAGUAAGAUCUCCAUUAACCCCCGUAAUGCCAAGAUACACGCGAAUACACAAGGAUUUUUUAUAGCUCAGUCUGCGGACGAGGUUAAAAGGGCUUGGUACUACUGCAAAGCUUGCCACGAGGACAUCAAAGAUGAGACGCUCAUCAAGAAAUGCAAAUGCAAAAAUUUGACCGCACACCAGCGGAAGGUCGGAGCCGACAUAGAUGUCGGAAUGAUGAUGAUGCAGACGGGGAUGGUGAAACAAAAUCUAAAUACGUAUCGGGGUGUCGACGUGGCUACAUUCAGGAAAGGCGUACGAGCCGUCCAGAUGGUUGGAAGGGCAAAUGACCACCAUCCUCCCCCCACCUUCACGCCGCCAGAGUUGCCCAAGAAGGUCCAUGUUCGAGGUGAAAUCGCAAGAGAAAGAGGAGAGGAUAUCAGUUUAAUAAAUCGUAAUCACCGAAGUGCCGCGCCCACAGCGCUUUUGUCUCCGAUGGCUAACCAGCUCAUGAACACCACGACGACGAGGCAAGUCAACAAAGUGAAACCAAACGUCAAUAGAGCUCCUCCCGACACGAAUACGCAAGAACAAGAUACGAAUUACCAAGCCUAUCAUCUAGCCUACGAAGUGAAAAAGCUCAUGCCUACAAGUAGAAGUAGUGGGGGAAAUCAAAACAGCAAUGGCGUGAGCUUGCCAGCUGGGUUAGCUGACGAUCAGUCAAAAGAUUUCGACUUCGAAAAGACUGAAAUGAAAUAUGAUUCAACCGGAAUGUUCCACUGGAGCCCCGCCAGGAACCUCGAAGAUUGUAUAUUGGACAGAAACCAGGCGGCUAUGACAGUUCUAAAUGGUCACGUGGUAGUGUGUUUGUUCGCGGAUCCAGACUCGCCUCUCAUUGGAUUAAGAAAUCUGGUGAUGCCGCUACGAGCUUCUAACUUCCAUUACCACGAACUCAAGCACGUCGUCAUUGUUGGAAGUGUAGAAUACAUCAGAAGAGAAUGGAAAAUGUUGCAGAAUUUACCGAAGAUCUCCGUAUUGAAUGGUUCACCGCUAAGCCGGGCUGACUUGCGUGCAGUUAAUGUAAAUCUGUGCGACAUGUGCUGCAUACUGUCAGCGAAGGUGCCAUCGAACGAUGACCCGACGCUGGCAGACAAGGAAGCUAUUUUGGCUUCGUUGAACAUCAAGGCUAUGACGUUCGACGACACGAUAGGUGUGCUGAGUGCGGGGGCGACUAAUGGUAAUGCCCCGCCACCAACCGGCGCGCCCCCGGCUCCGGUGUUGUUACAACGAAGAGGCUCUGUCUACGGAGCCAAUGUGCCUAUGAUCACUGAGCUGGUGAACGACAGCAAUGUGCAGUUCUUGGAUCAAGACGACGACGACGAUCCCGACACCGAGCUAUAUCUCACGCAGCCAUUCGCUUGCGGGACCGCCUUCGCUGUCAGCGUACUCGACUCACUCAUGUCAACUACAUACUUCAACCAGAACGCCCUGACGUUGAUUCGCUCACUUAUCACUGGAGGCGCAACUCCCGAGCUAGAGUUAAUUUUGGCUGAGGGAGCAGGUUUAAGGGGAGGUUACUCUACAACUGAGAGCUUAUCUAACAGGGAUCGUUGCCGCGUCGGUCAGAUAUCAUUGUACGACGGUCCCCUAGCUCAGUUCGGCGAGGCUGGCAAGUACGGCGAUCUGUUCGUAGCUGCGUUACGCACCUACGGCAUGCUGUGCAUCGGCCUAUACCGCUUCAGGGACACCUCCUCCUCCUGCGACGCCAGCAGUAAGAGAUACGUUAUCACCAAUCCGCCGGACGAUUUCUGUUUAUUGCCCACGGAUCAGGUGUUUGUGCUGAUGCAGUUCGACCCGGGCGUAGAGUACCGCUCCAACCGGCGCGCCGCCGCCGCAACAGACGACGCGUCCUGACUAUUGCUGUGCAGCGCCCUCACCGACGGACCCUACUCCUACAUCUAGGUGUAGACCGUCCCACGACGACCCAGAGGGCCGUGACGACCCCGUUCCCCUAAACUGGGGGCCGCGACGACCCCAAUACGAUCUUUUAUUUCCCAAUUUUAGUUUAACCCUUUUUUUAUGGACACCGCACCGCAAUUCUCACACGCUUCCGACACUUAGAGAGUUAGGAUCUGAAACUAUGCCCGAUGUAACCGGAACGCGGGACAAGUAUCGGCGGAUAUAUACGGAGUGUAACGAUAUAGUUAGAGGGCUUUCGAUGUCUCAGAUAUUAGUCGUGAACUUAGUAUACAAUAUCAGAUUAUAGGGUUUCUUUAAGGUAUGACUCGUUACACUCUGUCUGUAUCCACCUAUAAAGACACUACACAUACAUCACUUCUGAUUCGAGGGUAGGCACACGGUAUUCUGGACUUGAACUAUCUAAAAAAUUUCAAUGUAAAAGACCUUUUAAACUUUUAAUUGCACGAAUUUUUAAGCUAUUACAGGACAACCUAUUGAUAUAAGGUACAUUUUUAACUUCUUUUAGAUUGUCCAUUCCUUAUCCAGUAGACGUAAAUAAAAAGGGGCUAAGGUUUUUUUUUUUCUUAUUAUGUAGAAAUAUUUAAGCAUUUAUAAUAAUCAUCGACUGAAAUAAUAUAUCACAUCGAGUACUUUCGACAUUUAGUUAACUCUUACCUUCACUAUUGGAUUCACAUUGAAUUCACCACUAGCUCUAAGGCUUAACUUUCUUCGCUUCCUUGCACGGUAUGAUAGUCACAUACAGUUCCAUUUCACGCGUUCAUUUUUCAUUUUAGUUCUUUAUUUUUAUUAUACUUAUGUUAUCCUAGUAUAGAAGUAAGUGAUAGCAGGAAUUAUCUGUGCGUCUUUUAACGACGUCGACUGAUAAUACUGACUCUUACUUGAGACUUAACCACACUAUUAUAGACUUUUUUUUUGUUUAUUUUUUUAAUAAAUUAUUUUAAAACGU